AUGUCCGGAGAGGCAUCUGAUUCGGAACUUGGCAGCGGCAAGGUGAUGGAGCCGGGGAUGGGGGACAGGCGCCGCGUGUGCUUGUACGAGCGGUUUGUGCAGCCCUGCCUGGUGGAGCUGCUGGGUUCGACCCUCUUCAUCUUCAUUGGGUGCCUGUCGGUCAUUGAGAACGGGCCGGACACCGGCUUGCUGCAGCCAGCCCUGGCCCACGGCCUGGCUUUGGGGCUUGUCAUCGCCACCCUGGGGAAUAUCAGUGGUGGACACUUUAACCCUGCCGUGUCCCUGGCGGCCAUGAUGACCGGAGGCCUCAGUCUGCUGAUGCUCCUUCCUUACUGGGUCUCGCAGCUCUGUGGGGGGCUCCUCGGGGCCGCCCUGGCCAAGUCGGUGAGUCUGGAAGACAAGUUCUGGAAUGCCACAGGAGCGGCCUUUGUCACGGUCCAGGAGAACGAGCAGGUGGCCAGGGCACUGGGGGCGGAGAUUAUUAUGACGACGCUCCUGGCACUGGCCGUGUGCAUGGGCUGCAUCAACGGGAAGACGCAAGGUCCUCUGGCCCCAUUCUCCAUCGGCCUCUCCGUCACCGUGGACAUCCUGGCAGGGGGGACCAUAUCUGGAGCCUGCAUGAACCCUGCUCGUGCCUUUGGACCCGCUGUGAUAGCCAACUCCUGGGCCUUCCACUGGAUCUACUGGGUAGGACCACUCCUGGGUGGCCUGUUUGUAGGACUGCUCAUCAGGUUAAUCAUUGGAGAUGGGAAAAUGCGCCUAAUCCUUAAUGGACGGUGA
Messenger RNA from Ochotona curzoniae (black-lipped pika), 780 nucleotides. RefSeq names its product aquaporin 8 (gene AQP8). The transcript has 6 exons. Gene Ontology annotation, cellular component: plasma membrane. Gene Ontology annotation, molecular function: water channel activity. The record is from RefSeq and is a predicted model, not a curated record. Lineage: Eukaryota; Metazoa; Chordata; Mammalia; Lagomorpha; Ochotonidae. Gene Ontology annotation, biological process: water transport; transmembrane transport. The coding region runs from base 1 to 780 and encodes 259 amino acids.